AAGACUAGACAGAGAAGGUGAAGUUAAUCAGGGAGCAAAGAAACUCAAACCAGAAAGCGGAAACAUACAUCGAUUCUGAAAAGUAGCCAUGCCGAGUCCGAUCUCAGCGACGAUCUCCUUCAAGCGCACGACUGCCGGAAAUUUAAUCCUGUUCGUAACUAUGCUGAUGAUGUUCUCUACUUCCCUCGCCGGCAUAAAACGCAGAUUUGAACACGCUCCGAAAACAUCAGCCGAUAAAAGGCCAAAACGGGAGCCGCAACCCCAAGAGAUUAGAUGUUAUGAAGCCGAAUCGAUUUGCAUGGACUCCAACAUCAGCCAGGAAGAUCAUUACAGGUGGUCUGCAGAUGCUAUAUCUCUUGCUUCAUGCCAAGCAUUUGUGCCUUCGCUAGAAAAAAGCUUGCAUGCAGACUUCUCUAUCUCACCACCAAUUUUAUCGUCUGCAAUUGUUAAAUUCCCAUUCGAUGAUGAAGGGAAGCUGGUGGAGGUUCUUGACUACAAAAGUCAUCACGAAUUAAAGCUGAUAAGAUACAAGGAUAUUGUCCUUGGCAGAGGCCAGCCUUUAAUCGCUAAUAACCUCAAGGUGACUUUCCACUAUGAUCUGUAUGAUGAACAUCAUAAACGAGUUCAAACCAAUGCGUUAGACAGAUCUCCCGAAGAAGUUCACGUCUGCUGGCAUCGAUUUGGUCGAGGAUUUGAGGAAGGCAUUCGAGGCAUGCGACCAGGUGGGAUAAGAAGAGUUAUUGUUCCUCGUGAAGAAGAACCACCUAUGGUUGACGGAUAUGGAGUAUUUGAUGUGGCCUUGCUUAAAGUUGAGAUAUCAAGCAGCUGCCCACAGCCACAUGCAGAAAUCUUCAAUCUUUAGUUGCAAAUAUUGCUGUUAGUAUUUUAACUGUUUUAGCAGUUGAUAGCUGUACUCGAGUAAUGGUUCACAAGAACAGAAUUUUACUAUAAUAAGAAGUAACCAUUUCAACUCCU
This is a messenger RNA of Manihot esculenta (cassava), 975 nucleotides long. RefSeq lists its product as uncharacterized. Bases 89 to 862 code for a protein of 257 amino acids. The record is from RefSeq and is a predicted model, not a curated record. The transcript is spliced from 9 exons. NCBI's taxonomy places the organism in Eukaryota, Viridiplantae, Streptophyta, Magnoliopsida, Malpighiales, Euphorbiaceae. Gene Ontology annotation, molecular function: peptidyl-prolyl cis-trans isomerase activity.